AUGUUGUUCGGGUGGAAUAUCAUUGCUGCUUCUAUAGCAAUAAAUAUUGCGCUUUCCAUCCCAACCAUCGACUAUCCUCUUAAUUCCCAAGUACCCCGAAUCGCCAGGGUUUCGGAACCUUUCUCAUAUACUUUCCCCAAGUCAACUUUCUCCUCGAGUCUUCCCAUUUCGUAUCAACUUACUGGACCGAAAUGGCUCUCUCUCGAUAACGAAACUCGCACAUUAUCAGGGACGCCAUCUGAGAAGGAUGUUGGGACGGACACAUUGACAGAGGUGGUAAUUGGCCUUACAGCUAGCGACUCUUCGGGACCAGUUACACUGAGUGCAACACUGAUAGUCUCGAAAAACCCAGCGCUGGCUGUCAACAUUCCACUUUCAAGUCAACUUCCUUCAUUUGGAACUUUUUCGGUUCCCUCAACUUUGUCAUACCAUCUGACUACCCCUUUCAAAUUUUCAUUCGACCCGAACACUUUUUCGAGCGAUGGCAAAGGCAAUACACUCAAAUACUACGCAGCCACAGACGAUCAUACACCAAUACUGUCCUGGGUGAAAUUCGAUGGGAGUACCUUGACUUUCAGUGGCCAGAGUCCAGACUAUGCCUCAUUGAUUCAACCCCCGCAGACUUUUGGCAUUAUGCUUAUUGCCUCGGACGUAGACGGAUUCGCUGGUAAUUCGAUGGUUUUCGACCUUACGGUUGGCCCUCAUCAACUAUCUUUUAGCAAUACGUCAAUGGUUUUGAAUGCGACUGGAGGAAAUACCGUUGAUUUUGCUGGUCUUGCAGAUAACCUUCAACUCGACGGGCAAACCGCAAAUUCCACAUCCAUAAAAAGCAUUACGACCGAUACCCCAUCGUGGCUCGAAUUCGAUAAUUCGACAAUGAAGAUAUCGGGAACAGCUCCACCACAUGUGGUACCAAAGAACCUCACAGUACAUGCCGAAGAUAUCUAUGGGGACAGCGCGAAUGCAACGAUACUACUGCAAGUCGAAGAUUCCAUAAUCAGCAAAGAGAUACCCGAGUUGAACGCGACAAUUGACUCGGAUUUCAAGUACGACCUGAAUAUAUAUUUGAGCGACCCUUCCGAUGUCACGGUUGACCUCAAAACAGACCCUUCCCAGACUUGGAUACAUUUGGAUACAAAGGUUGAAUUGGCGGGUCAUGUACCUGAAGAUACAAAACCUGGUGAUAUUGAUAUUUCUAUUACAGCCACCUCAAAGGUCUCUGGAGCAUCAGAAACACAGACCUUUAAGUUUGUAGUUGCUGCUCAGCUCGAUUCUUCUGGAACUUCAACAAAAAUCCCAGGAGCAAGUCCAACCACAAACCUAUCUCAGACCGCUAGUGAAACUGCCUUUGGAGGAUCUACAAACAGAAAGCUUAGUAGAGGAGCAAUUCUCGCGAUGGCAAUCACAAUUCCCCUAGUGGUUCUUCUCGCUCUUCUCGCCUGCCUCCUCUGCUAUUGCAAAAGACGUCGAGAUGCGAAAAAACGUCCGGCAAGUAUCACCAAAUCGGAUAUAUCAGCACCUAUCGAAUCUCAUUCCAGCGUUGAAGAAAUUGUACUACCACCUCCUGUGGCCGCUCCUCCACCUCUUGAGCUUGAUACUUGUACGUCCCUUGAUAACAACUCCAUACAUGGACUUACAACGAACGAAAAACACGAAUCAUGGCGAUAUUUCCCAAGAAAGUCAAGUCCACCCCAAGACCGGAGGAUGAGAAGAUCGCAGACGAUAUCAGGGGAUGGGGUCGAUCGAAGGUUGCAAGUGAUGUCAGGUGCGAUUAGCAUCACUGAUGACCCGCCAGGUGAGGUUAAAUCGAGUGUGAACAGGGUCCGUUCAUAUUCAGAGAAUGCUUUGACGAAAACUGAGAACUCGAGUUGGAGAUCUACACAAGAGAGCGCAUCUCAUCAAACUUUAAGGUCGUCUCGCACAAAUUCAUCGCAGCUUUUGGGGAGGACAUAUUCAAAUUACUCUCGGAAAGGUCAUAAACGUCGAUCGGCGCACAUUUUGGAGCCAGUAGUAAUUGGAGAUAGAGAGGAGAGCAAUCCAAAUGUCGCAGUACUCGCUCACUCCUCGCCUCCUCCUACUCCACCUCCACAGCCUCGAACACUACAAUACCUCGACACCCCAUCUCAGCCACCCCAAACAACUCAAUACCUUGAUUUUGUGAAAAGAGAGUCAAGUAUUCUUGGGUUAAGUGGAAGCGAUAUAUCUGCCAGUCCACUCGACAGUUUCUCAGCGCUUGGAAAAAAGCCCAUUUCACCAGAACCAGAAAUCAUAUAUGUUCCCGAGGGAACAAACAACAGUCAAGUGACAAGUCGAACAACCCGUCGGCAGUCCCGAAUGUUUCCUGGAUUUGAAGGGCGGAGAAGAACCGCUCAUGGUCACGGUCACGGUGUACAUAGAUCCAUCUCCUCCAUCUCCAGCAAAAGCAAUAAGCGACGAAGUAGUGGUCACGGUCAAGUCUGGACCACCAACACGAAUCUCAACCACAACCUAGGCCAUAACCCAAGUCUAGCCCGAAACUCCAAAACAUGGAAAACAGUAGCCACGUCCUCGAAUCAAACCGAGAGACCACCAAGUACAAGUAACGUCAGCGCUCUAUCCGAGUAUUCAUCAACAUAUUCCGCAUCACCUCCUUUUCGAUCAGCUAUGCACAUGGGCAUCCGCCAGGUAACAGGAUCCCCAGAAGUCCAAGAUGUAGCCCGUCUUGGCUCGAAGAGUAGUUCAAGAAACUCCCGUCCGGUAUCUAGACGCAUAGGCUCGUCGCCCUUCUUCGGGGGCGGCUCCAUGCGCUCCAACAACCGCGACUCUCGCUACGCACCACCACGCAACCGAACCUCCUACGCCGACUCGCCCACCGUCCCCGAAGAACUCCCCGAAGAACCCCCAUCUUCCCAUCCUUCGAACACACCCUGCACAACACGCUCGUUGAGGAGCCCCGAGACUCCUUUGGGAUCUCCUACGGCAUGGCCAGGGAAUCAACGCGCGAACCCACGCUUCUACAUCCAAGACCAGGACUUCGGGACGAGGGACAGCGCCAAGAGUUUAGAAAGUAGAGAUAGUAGGUUCGAGUCCGCGAUAGAGUUCUCACGUUCGCCAACCAUGGACCUCACAUCCCCCUCUCUGGGCCAGCACAAGCAAAAAGAAGACUCCUACGAAGACUUCCUGCCGGAUGAUUACUCCGAUGGCAGCUGGGAGACACAGGCUGAUAUUCGGGUGGAUUUAGCGAACGUGACGCUCCAUGGGGACCCAUCGUCCGAGCUUGGUGGUCCGGAGGCGGAAACCGAGUUGACGGCGCGAAUGGGCUGGUCGGGUCGUGCGAAUGUGGUUCCGGGGGAGAGCUCGCGAUCGAGGACCGCGGAGAAGAGUAGGAGUUUUGCGCCGGAAGGGGGGAGAGGGAGGGAUGUGGGAGGGGGUCCUGGGCCGAGGAUUCUGAAAGGUGCGAGGAGGCCGGUUAGUGUUGGUGCGGUGAAGAGUGGGUUGAAGGGGAGUGUGAGGGGGAGGAUUGAGGGGGAUAAAUCGGAGGGAGAGGGGGAGUGGGGUGCUUUUAUUUGA
This is a messenger RNA of Hymenoscyphus albidus, 3549 nucleotides long. The record is from the annotation of a GenBank genome assembly. NCBI's taxonomy places the organism in Eukaryota, Fungi, Ascomycota, Leotiomycetes, Helotiales, Helotiaceae.